Molecule: messenger RNA, 1830 nt
Organism: Neoarthrinium moseri
Lineage: Eukaryota; Fungi; Ascomycota; Sordariomycetes; Amphisphaeriales; Apiosporaceae
Exons: 1
Coding region: 1-1830 (609 amino acids)
Source: RefSeq, a predicted model, not a curated record
AUGAUGGAUUGUCCCAAAGAAUCUGUCGCUAUGACCUUACAUGCUUCUCAGCCACAAGGGCAUACCGCCACAGAACCCGGCAACCUCGCGCCACAUGCUUCCUCAACUGGUAGAUCCGAACGUCACCUGGGGACUUAUGAAGCCCUGGACCCAGCCCGGCAUCAGAUCCGUAUCCUGAACUUGCUACCCGGAAGUUGGGAGGAUCCUAUACGUUGCAAUACCUUCGUUGUAUCUUUGGACGAACAUCCGAUCUAUCAUGUCUUGUCUUAUGUCUGGGGCGAUCCCGAUGUCACCCGCGAGAUCUACUUCAACGGUGUAGAGACGCUGAUAACAACCAAUCUCUUCGACGCACUCCGACGCCAGCGGUGUCUCGAUAAAGUUGUCAAGAUUUGGGCGGAUGCCCUAUGUAUUAACCAGGCUGAUAUGGGCGAGAAGGGGCAUCAGGUUCAAUACAUGGGUGAUAUCUUUUCUCAUGCUGAGCUUGGCAUCAUGUGGAUCGGCGAGACUGAGAUACCGGGCUUUGAAGAGAUCGACCAGCUUUGUGGUAACAUGGUUGAGAAUGAGUCUGACCCUGAUGUGCAGAUGGCAGCACUCGAGCGGCUGCUAGAAACCAUGAAGCACGUCACUUCCCAACCAUGGUGGUAUAGAAGCUGGACACUUCAAGAAGCCGUGUUGCCGCCUCAAAUUUGGUUUCAGUGCAGCACGCAUAAGCUGCGGUGGGAGCUACUUGAAUAUGCCUUCGGAUUAUGGCUCGAAAGGUUCCAAAAUAUCCGAUAUCCCGUCUACUUGAGCAUACUGUCCGUCGCUCGUCAACUGUGGCCGCUUCUAGUCCUGAGGCAAGGCCGUCAAUGGACAUAUUUCAUCUACGCGCUCAAUUUGUCGAAGAGAAGGCUAGCAUCCAACAGGCGUGACAAGGUCUAUGCUCUGAUUGGCCUUGCCCCGACUACGUCUCCCCCUUUGACUGUAGACUACUCUCUGCAGUGCUUCGAAAUCUGCUGCACAUUGUUGGUCGAGAUCAUUCAUCACACAGGCGAUCUUUUUGCUCUUUUUCGGGGGCACGAAAGAGAAAGAGACCCACUACUACCGUCCUGGGCACCAGAUUGGUGUGGUGACAAGAUCUUGCCCGAUGAGAUGGAUUUCGGGGUAAUAGCCGGGCACUUGGAUCAAUUCGACGCGGCCAAAGGAAGAACAGCCCGCAUUCUCUCGGCAUCAGCGCCCGGAGUUCUCACGUUGCUUGGGAAGUCGACUGACGACCAGGUAACAUUGAUCAUUGGGGUUGAUGAGUUUGCAAGCUAUCUUACGUACGAAGUCCUAGAUGCAAUAUUAUCGGCAGCGUCCAGAGGGGAUCUGGUAAACGCAGGGACAAUCCGAGACAUCGUAACGCCCCGGCAACGUUGCACCGGAGAUGAAGCUCAGUAUCUGAUACAGGUUCAGCAAUUGAUCCAAGCAAGUCAGUCAUGUGCAUUCGAAGCCCGUGAAGAUGACCUAAGCGAAGCCCUUCGUUCCCUCGUGAAGAAGAACGGAUCUAUAGAGGCUUCCUGUAAACGGUUGAGGGGCUUUAUCUAUCUUGCAAAGAGUCAUUGGCCUCGGUUCACCUAUUUCCUGACCCAUGGUGGCCGGUUGGGAAUCGGGUCCCGAGAGGUGCAAGUCUCCGAUAGAGUCCGCGUUCUGUUCGGUGGCAAGGUGCCUUUUAUCCUCCGCCCGGUACGACAAAGCAAAUCUAUCGCUGGCCAGAGCUACGAAUAUGUGAGUCACGCAUUUGUCCAGGGCAUCAUGCAUGGCGAGGCAGUCGAGGAGUCUUCAGAAGAAGAGUGGAUAAAUUUGGUUUAA